Molecule: messenger RNA, 10262 nt
Organism: Egretta garzetta (little egret)
Lineage: Eukaryota; Metazoa; Chordata; Aves; Pelecaniformes; Ardeidae
Gene: BRD10
Product: KIAA2026 ortholog
Exons: 11
Coding region: 59-6364 (2101 amino acids)
Molecular function (GO): protein binding
Source: RefSeq, a predicted model, not a curated record
GGAGCAGAGCCUGAAUCCCGAGCUGCAGCAGGGAUACCGCAUCUUGCGCGAGUUUCUCAUGGAGAAGAACCGACUCCUGACAGCACCGUUUUUGAAGCCCCUCGCGGAUCAGGCAUCCAUCGGGGAAGAAGGAGCCGGCUCCCUCUCGGGUCCUAACAGCAGUCACUCCUUUCAGCAGUCGCCAGCUGGAAUGUGGCUGCUGAAGAUGGAAGAGAAAUUUUCCAGUGGGCAGUACACAGGAAUAGCAGAUUUCGUGGGUGACUUCCGGCUAAUGCUGGAGACAUGUUACCGGCUGCACGGUGUGGAUCACUGGCUCUCCAAACAGGCCCAGAAGCUGGAGAUGAUGCUGGAACAGAAGCUGGCGCUGCUGUCCCGGCAUUUAAGAGAAAAAACAUCAAUAGCUGUAACAUCUAGAGGAUGCUAUGGGCUGGAAGAUGAGAAGGGAACAGCAUGCAUUUCAACAAGACGUCGUUCCACACCUCGCAAUUUAGUAGGCUUGUCAGCAGGCAUGUUUGAGUCUGUGAUGGUUCAGGUUCUAAGACAAGAGGAACAGCUGAGAGCAAAAGAGGAAAAGAGGCUAAGAGAGCAAGAAAGAAAAGAAGCAGAAGAAGCUAGUCAGAAAGAAAUAGAAGAAUGGGAAAAGUCACUUUUAGCUCAAGCAGCACCUACAAGGAUGGAGACAAUGUGGGAGAUUCCAGCUAUUGGUCAUUUUCUUUGUUUAGCACAACAGAUUUUAAAUUUACCUGAAAUAGUAUUCUAUGAAUUGGAACGUUGUCUUCUGAUGCCUCAGUGUAAUGCUUUUUUAUCUAAAAUAAUGACUUCUUUGUUAAGUCCUCCUCAUCGCAGAUCUACGUUACAUCGCAGGCCUACACUUUCUUACAGGGCUUGGGAAGCAGCACUCAGGCAGAAAGUACAACACUGGUAUACUGUUGUAGGGCAGACUGACAAUCCUAAUAGCUCUGCAGAAAAAAUUGGACUGAGUCCACAGUUUUUCAAAGUCCUUGGAGAAGUUAAUCCGUUGCAGGAAAAACCAUUUCAUGAGCUACCAUUCAACCAAAAAGUGUGGCUGCUAAAAGGUCUCUGUGAUUUCGUCUAUGAAACGCAAAAGGAUGUUCAGGAUGCAGUGCUAGGUCAGCCUAUCCACGAAUGCAGAGAAGUAAUUCUUGGUUAUGACUACUUGGAGAAUGCGUAUGUUCAUUUUCCUCAGUUCUGCGGUGCAGAUGUUCGGAUUUACAAACAAAGACCUUUUCAGGCUCCUGAAUUCCCAUCUCCUCCCAUCAAAGUUAAAAAAGUGUCACGUAUUAAAUCAGAGAAAGUAAAACAUGAAUAUGUAAGCAAAAGCAAUGGGGAGGUCAGUUCUGGUGGUAGAGAAGAGCUGCUACAUCAUUCCAAGACAGAUGUAGAGAAAAGUAUGGACUCUGUUGUUAUCUGUCCAGAAAAACAACCACAUUUAGGUAGCUUUAGAGUCACUACAGAGGAGCUUGAGGUUAACUAUGAAAUCAAGACCUCAAGAGUCUGCGAUGUCAAAAAAACUGGUUGCUAUAAAGAGAAUUUGGGGAAUUUGAUUAGUUCAGGAGAGAUUGCUGGUAUGGGUGGCUACCCUAGUUCAGGAGAAAUAGGGGCUGUGGAGAAUGGACAAGGUUGUGCUGAAAUGGCCAGAGUGAAAGCUGAGAUCAGUCCGUUCAAGGAGAACACACUGAAAACUUGCCAGAUGCAUGUCAAUGGCACUCAUAAUGACAACCAAGACAUAAGUUACCAUGAAUCUGCUAAAGAAACAAUGCUAGAGAACUCACUGCGAAAUAAUAAACUAAACAAGUUGCGGGCAAAAAAGAAGAAAAAGAAAAAAAAGAAGUUGAAGGAUAUUCUAAAUGAAAAUCUACAGAGAAAACUUGAUGACUUGCAAAGAAAACGUGAGAUUCAUCUUCAUCCAUUCAAAUCUUUUAAAUCUGAGAUCCAGAACAAGUUAUUUAUUAUUAAAAAGAAAGCAAAACACAAGAAGCACAAGUCUGGAAAAAAAUCGAUAUCUAAAAAAGCAAUCACAAAGAAGAGGAAAGGUGUCACAAAGUCUACUAUACCAGAAUUUCAGCUUAUUUGCACUAAUCUUGAUGAACUCAGGGAAUUAAUCACAAAGAUUGAGAAUGAACUCAAAGAUCUGGAGGACAUUAAAAAGAAAUCGGACACCAUUCUAGAGUACGUAAAAGGAAUUCCUUCUCCAGAACUUGGAAGUACUGGAGGCAGUAAUGAAAAAGCUGAGCUGUAUCUGAUGUCCAAAGCAGCUGCAGAUCACCAACUCCCUCUCUGUGUGACAUCACUAGAAAACGCUAGACUGGUGAUGUCACACAUCCCACAGAACCCCGCUGCAGAAUGGAGCAGGCCUAUUAAGGGUAAGGUAAGGUGGUACCACCGGAAGCAAGCAGUAAAGGAAUUGCAUGGUACGUUGAUACGACUGCUUAAUGAACUGUUACCAUGGGAACCAAAGCUAAUGAAAGCAUUUCAAAGAAACAGAUCUCAUCUAAACAAUGGUUUAGAAGAAGGGACAAUGGAAAUAUGUUGCAGUCUGGCAGUAUCAAGGUCUAGAUUGAAGAAGGACUAUGAUGACUUUAAAAGACAUCCAGACCAUGAUAAAUUUACCAGAGAAUUGUGGAGUAAUGAUGAAAGUGAAGUUGAUUCUGGCAAAGAUUCUUUUGCAGUAGUAUGCAGUAAAUCUUCAGAGUCUGCAGAACAUGUGGAAGUUCCCAAAAAAGAUCACCCAGACAAUGAUGAGAUGAAACAAUUAGAGAUGAAUUUACCUGCAGGAAAAAACAGAAUUCUGAAAAAAGAAUCAACUUCUAAAGAAAUACAGAAGACACUGUCCAAAUGUGUUAAACGACAGUCCAAGCAAAGCAGUUGUCUGGAUCAAAGCACUAAUGAGCUUUCACCAAGGAAGAAAGCUAAGCUGAGCACUAAUGAGGCUGUGGUCCAGAGUUCAGAAAGUAGCCUGCAGCCAGAGUGUUGUUUGACUGAGCUGAAACAAUUUGAAGGGUCAACUCUAAAAUCUUUUUCCUUGACAGAUCCUGCAACAUCAGUAUCAAACUUUCUGAAAGGGACCAAACCCAUCCAGGCCUUGCUUGCCAAGAAUACUGGGAACAAAGUGACCUUAACAAAUAAACUGUCACCUCCCCCAGGCAUAAAUGUAUCUACUUCUGAAAAGACAGUUUUAUCACCUUUGGAAUCAUCACUGAUAAAACCAGCAUUGCCCUGCCAGACCAGUUCAAAGACUCCUUUACAAAUGAUAUACAAAAUGCCAAAUGGCCACUGUGUACCAAUAGACCUUCACAACAGCUCUGUGAAAAUUCAAAUGCAACCUGUGAUUGACCCUAAAACGGGAGAAAAAGUCAUGCAACAAGUUCUUAUUUUACCUAAGAAUUUUCUUGUUCAGCAGAAAGAAGGAAAAAUUGUGUCCAAGGACAUUAAGACACUACAACAAAAAUUAUCUGACUUGCACUGUACAACUUUACCAGAGAUAUCAAAUGUCAGUGUUUCUUUGACACCUGUUCUGGUAACAGGCCCUGCAAAUGCAACCACUCAGUCACCUACUACAAUUUCUAACAAGAAUAUUACCCACUUGUCACAGGUGACUGGUCUCAUGAACACUACACAACCAUUGCCUGCUGUAACUUCAGUAGGUAACUUACUAUCACCAACAAUUAAGGUGAGCCAAACUGAAACUGACAAAAUCAAGACUACAGUUUCAACUGCCAUGCUCCCUGUGUCUUUGACUUCACCCGCUCUUUCUACAGCUUGCCAGUCUUUGAUAUCCACGACAGCGUUAAGUGGGUCUACAAAUGCUUCUGCCUGUCGUAGUCUUGCAUCACAGCAGACAACCGACUCCUUUGAAACUAGGCAAGAGCUGAAGACGGUGUGCAUUCGAGAAUCACAAUCUAUUCUGGUCACCACAAGAGGUGGAAACACAGGAAUUGUUAAAGUGCAAACAAAUCCAGACCAGAUUUCACCUAGUAGUUUAUCUUCUAGUUCAGUUUUCACUUACACACCUCAACUUCAGGCCUUUCUUGUGCCAAAAACCACAGCAUUGUCAUGCUCUACUCUUCCAUCUGUAGCAACAGCCACAUCUGGUCUCACACAUAUUGGACAAUCGUCUCUUUCUAGAUUUGCCCCCUCAACAGCUGCUUCUCUUAACAUUCCAGCUUUCCCAGCUGAUUUUACCCAGGCAAUGGAGAAAAACAUCAAAUUCACAUUACAGCAGCCUGUUGUUGGGGGCACUUUGGGUCAAGUAAUAGAGAACUCCUGCAAUGUAUCCUCUCCUUCUUUAUCCUCCAUAUCAUUAGCUAGCAAUUUGAUGUCAGCAACUCCAAACAGCCCUGUUAGUGUCACUAGCAUUGGACAAAAUAACACUGUCAUAACUCCAAAUUCUUCUGUGCAGCAACAAGGUGAUACUAAAACAAAUCCUGUUACACAAUCUGAGUCUAAUUCAGCAACAAAUGGAGAUUUAAUCGGUGGUACUCCAGUCCAGAAACUCACAUUAGUCACAAAUCCACCUAUUUUAUCACCAUCAGGAGUUAGUAUUAUACCCUCUCCAGCAUCCACUGGUGUUAAUGCUCAGAAGUUGGUUUUCAUUAACACACAAAUUGCCAAUGGCCCAUCAACCACCAAUCUAGUUGCAGAGUCAUUGAAACAUAACCUUCCUUCUUCCCUAGGCAAAACCUUCGUUAGUGCCACAGAGCAACCACAGUUGGUUCUGAUUCCAUCUAGAGUAGGAGCACCAAUAAGAAUAAAUUCAUCACCAACUAUUGCUCAAGUAAAAGAUGCAAAAAUUGGACUAAAUAUAGGUCAAACCAUUGUAAAUACUAAAGGCAUUGCACAACAGGCUCCAGCAGUUAAUAUAUUGCACUCUGCCAUUUCUAAGGGAGAAGACAAGAAGACCAUGGGCUUGGCGCUGUCUUUGACAAAUAAUAGUACUUUGGUUCCUGUUCCAAGUUUUGUGAGUCAAAGUGCUGUGUCAGCUAAUGAAUCUGUGUGUGUUGCAACAAAAGCUGAAAAUGCUUGUACAGUAACAACAGCAAAUGCAUGCAUAGAAUCUGUUUCAGUAACAUCAAGUGGGACUUCCGGGACAUGGCCCACUGUCUUGACUGGUGGAGAUGAUUCCUCAAGAAUAAGGCCAAUUCUGGGUAAUCGACUGUGUACAUCAAAUAUUGGAAAUACUGUGGGUAUAUCAACUGUGAAAACAGGACACCUUGCUUCAUCUGUGCUGAUUUCAACAACACAACCAACAGUAUCUCCUCAAAACUUAGCAUCUGCUUUGCAAUUUCCAGUCAUUAGCUUGCCUGGAUCUGUAGCCGCCCCUCCCAAAGUGUUACAUACAGUUCCUCAGUUGGCAGCAGUUCCAGCUCCUCUUCCCGUACCAAAAAGCCAGUUGCCCACACUGCUUCAGUUUCAGUCAUCAGGAGUUUCAGUUUCUAUGCCAAGUAAUGCAGGCAUUCACAAACCUCAGAGUGUAUUGCCCCCUCCAUCACCAAAUACAGGUAAAGUAAUUAGUUUUCCUAGUUUUUCUUCCCUACAAUGCCAGCAGGUGCCUCCCAGUACAGAGAAACAUAGUCAUGCUUACACUUAUGCUUCUACCAUUCAGAUGUCUGUAGCUUCACCAACUGUAACAAGCAAGGCAGGAGGUCAGUUGAAUGAACCUUGUAUUCAACAGAAAAUAGUCAUUAACACCUCUAUGCCUUUGGCACCUGGAACUCAGAUAAUGAUUAAUGGUACGCGUUUUGUUGUUCCACCACAAGGCCUUGGAGCUGGCAGCCAUGUUCUUGUUCUUUCUUGUAACACAAAACAGACUCCUCCUUUAACUAUUAACCAUGGUCAAGAGGCUCAAGGUGUACCAAUUGUUAAUCCAAUAACCUCGAAAAUCAUGCUAGCACCGAGUAAUUCAUUAAGUUGGCAAAUAUCAAAACAUCCUUUGAAAAGCUCUACAAAAAUUGUGAACUCUUUUGGGUCUGCAGAUGCUUUACCCAUCGUACAUGCAACACCCCAGAUAUUUAGUACUCCACUGUCUGCAGCAACACUGUCUGUGUCUUCAGUGAUAAAAUCUCCUGUUAAUGUAGCUACAUCUUCUGGGGUUUCUGCCGUUCAUCCUCCGAACUCUCACUUACCAAGCAACACUUCGGUGUUUCACUUAGAUACUUCUAUCAAAAAACUGUUGGUCAGUCCAGAGGGAGCGAUUUUGAAUGCUAUAAAUACUCCGUCAUCAAAAGUUUCUUCCCUGUCUUCAUCGCUGCCUCCUGUUGUUGUGUCCACAAACAGAAAUCCUACCACUGUCGUCCCUGCAUCUCAGUCAUCUUGCCUUGAUAAACCUGACAAAGCUGCAUCCUGAGUUUACUGCAAAUGAGCCACUUUGAAAUUUUGGGGCAUUCUUCUGACUUUGGAAGUUGUAACAAUUGAAUAAUUUCCUUCAUUGUUUGAAACUGUUGAUUUACUCAAAAUUACUUAAGAUUACAGUUUCCUGUUUACCUGUGAGGCUUAGGAGGAAGAAAAAUUUAUUUGGUUUGUCAAAGAAGUUUUCAGAGAGUUCUUUAGUAAAAAGGUCAGAAAUGACCAAUGAGUUCAUUAAACAUUUCAGUUUGGAGUAAUCUAGCCUUUUGCACAUGUUCCAUCUUACAGUAUGGACUGUUUGCCAGUGUGUUUAUGACAGUAUAUAUCUCCUUUUUGUUUGUCAGAUUUAUUUUUGGUUUAUUUCUGUAAAAAAAAAUAUUUAUGCAUUGUAAAAAUGCAAUCUAUGGUAUAGAAUUGUACAUAUUCAUGAAUUCCUAACAAUCUGUACUAAACUAUAUGUACAAAGAACUAUGCUGUCUUAUUUAUGUUUUGUUUACAUAAUGUAUAGUUUUUUAAGUAUUUUAGUAACUUUGGACCAGUGUACUGUUUAGCAACAAUGCAGAAGAAUCUGCAUAUAAUAAAUCAAGUUGCUGUACUGCUUUGUGUUGGCAAUAGUUUAAAAAUGUGUGUAUCUGCUACACCAUGGCAGAAUACAUAUGUAUACAUCUUACUACUUAAUACAGAAGCAUCUCAGCUUUUGGAAUAUAGUAGAAUGAAAUUAUUUAAUCUCUUCUGCUCUUCUUUGUGGUUUACAUGUCACACAAUUAGAUAGGAGUUGGAAGGAAGCCUAUCUUGUUGGUCCUCUUAUACAACAUGGGAUAAUUCAUACUUCAUCAGUUCUUAAUAAAUGUUUUCUUAUAUUGCCUGAAAUCUCCAGUGACGUGGUAAGGCUGGAAAUGGUUUCCCAGACACCAGUCUCAGUCACACUGGUUGCUGUUCAGGACUACCAUGUUUUGUCAUAAAGUUCAUAUAUACAUCGAACAGUUAAUUAUUCUCUUUUUUACAGCCUUGUAUGCAUUUCCACAUGUCUGGUAGCUGUAACAAGGUCACUCUUCAAUCUUCUGUCUAGCCAUAACAAGCUACCCAGUUUUUUCACCAGUCAUGCUUUCUAGACCUGUAUUUUUUUCUUUAGCGUUUAAUUGGUCUAUCUGAAAGGAUAGUGCUAAACAUCACACAGUAUUAAAGGAGGCCUUAUUAGCACUUUGAGUGGGGAUAAUUCACAUAUUACAUAAACCUUCCUUUUUUAUGCAAUAUAUUCAGUAUUUGUUGGCUUAGGUUCAGCUUUUGAUCUGAUAAAAACCCUUGGGUUAUUUUCUUAAGGUCAGCUGAGUUCACCAGUGCCUGCUGCAGUGUUCGUGGAAAUAGAGAAGGUUUUUAGUAUCUUUUCAGACUUAGCAUCUAAGGAAAGGGUGCCUGUCUGGCAGCUCUUAUUUUAUGGAAGAUUAUGAUUUUAGUGCUGUUUUAAAAUCUGAAGUCAUGGUCUCUGUUAGUUGUGUGGAAGAUCCCGUCUUGGGCUGAAUACCUUUGUAUGUGUUUUUUUGUCGGGUAUUUUUAGAAACAAGAAGGGAAGAUUUCAGAACAACUCAUGAAUGUUAGUUGCCUUUUAAAUCACUAUGACUUCAAAUGGGGAUAAAACCUUACAUACCUAUUUAGCAGUAUUCUUAGACUGAUUUUCAUCAAGAUGAAGCUUAAGCUUUUGCUUCUCACCCUGUUGAGUUUUCUCCUUCCUUUCCCUGUGUGCUGUACACAGUUUGGCAGUUUGGAUCCUGGGUUGAAGAGUUAAGACCACAGCUUACUCCCUCUGUGUUGGCUGCCCUUCAUACUGUUCUCAAAAGUAAUCUGGUAGCUAGUCAACUAGAGUUCUGGGACAGUGGGGGGAAGAAAGGCUUGUGCCUUCUGUAGGUACUUUCCCUUUCUGCACUGACUAAAAAAUUUUGAAGGGGAAAAUUACCUCUUUCUGGAUCAGCAAUCUCUGUCUUACCUCAGGACUGGGAGAGAUGGAAGCUGUCAGGUUUGGGGUGAAAAAAGGUUUGUUUUUAUUUUAGAAAAAGCUACCUGAUACUGUUCUACUUCUCAUUAAAGGUGUUAGGUAGUCAAUUUUGAAUAUGCCUAGUAGUAAGCGGUGUCUGCCUGCCAGAGUUUAUAACAUUACGGCUUUCUAAACCUGACUGCAUUUUGCAAGUGAAUGCUGCAGGUGACUUUUCCAACAGAGGAAGGUGGCAGUUUCUUCAUGGACAUUUUACAUACUCUAAAAUCAUAUAUAUCAGCAACACAUUUUAUUUUCAUUUCACUGGUGGAACCUUGAGACUGAUUUUCUUGGAUUUUUCUCUUCUCUUACAAUAGCUGGUUUUCCUUUUUAAUUUUUAUUUAUAUUUGUUGUAAAGUGAAUAUCUAUGUUGUUUGGAAAGCUUAAGACUAGAUUCUACUAUUGCGGUCUAGAUGGAGAAAAAAAUCUCGCAUGGCAUUUUUCUGUGUGUUAAUGUGGUAGACAGAUUUGUGCUGUAAUUAAUUCUAUAAAGAGAAAAGUUAGAAAAGUUUAAUUGAGGAACUCAGAAUUCAAGCUACUUACCUGAAUGAUUUCUUAGCAAUUUUCUGCAUUAGUACAAAAGUAUUUUGUAAUUGUUCUAUAAAUAUUUUAUGAUUUGGCAGGCAUAAACUUUGCAACAUGCAAAGUUUGAUUCAGUUUGAAUAGAAUUUUCAUGGACUUUUAUUCUCUACUGGACACCUGUUCAGAUUCCAAAUCUUAUUGGAGAAAGGCUUGAGAUUGCUAUGUAAUGAGUUUGCAUGAUUCAUUGUUUUGUAAAAACUAAUUUUAGUCAUUUUUGUGAAUAAAAUUCCUCUUCCCAUCACUCCUCUCUGAUAAUAUAAAUGUCGGUCAAUGUAAGACUUUCUUUCAAAUGAAAGUAAAUAGCCGUUGACAAUUUGUUACGUAUCUUUUGUUCUCGGUACCAAAUAUAUAGUUUUACCUAUAGCACAAAAAGAACUGUAAAAAAGUAGAUUAUAUUCAUAGAUGCAAUGAGAAAGCAGACCUACCUGCAUCUUCACUUGAAUUUAAGAAGACAUCGAAUUACACUUGUAAACAUACAUAAAAAUCAAUCUUCAAAGAAAACACAUUCAACAUUUCAGAGCUUGUAAAAUGUCUUGCUUUUAGACCCCUUCAGAUUUAUAUACAGAUAUUCAGACAGUAUAUUAUAUACAAAACAUCGGGUUUAUUACCUAAAUGGACAUAUUCUGCACAAUAAUUGUGCUUUGCUUUGAGUAGAAAAAUUACAUUCAUUUUGCCUCACUGUUCAAACCCGUGUGCGUGUGUGUGCUAUUUUCUUCUAGGGAUUAUGCUUCUACCAUACUAGAAGCUAUUAAAUUUCAUAAGUAUUAGGGGUCAUAGAAGUACCUGUUCAAAUCAAGUGUGUUACUGUCAAGUCACUCUGAUUUCACUGUAUGACACAGCAAAGAAUACAAGGCAAAAAGUGAAGCAAAGAUUCUCAUUAAGUGAAGAGAAACUUAUUUGUGUCAUGUAAGUAGGUCAGAUAAUUACUAAAAGCUUGGCAUUUGAAGGGAGUCCAUAGCCUCAUCACGGAGUUUGUUUCAUAGCUCCUUGUGCUUAUAUUUUGUGGUAGUGCAGAAUUUUAGUAGCCCAAUUUGAUUUUAAAGUAAAUUAAUAAUUUUUACUAAAGCAUGAAUGUUUAUAAUGUUGCCUUUAAAAAGAACAACAGAAGGUGCUGACAGACUUAAAUUCAUGUAGCCUGUUCUCUGUAAGCUGUACCUGAAGUGAGUUUACUGACUCAAAAUACAAUCAGUAGUGCUGUUUCAGACUAAACAUCCAUCUGUCCUAGCAUCAUGCCUCUUGAAGCAGUGAACAGUAGCAGUCCAGAAGAUCAAAAUAACAGGCCUGAAUACUC